Molecule: messenger RNA, 1898 nt
Organism: Gastrolobium bilobum
Lineage: Eukaryota; Viridiplantae; Streptophyta; Magnoliopsida; Fabales; Fabaceae
Product: aldehyde dehydrogenase family 3 member F1-like
Exons: 10
Coding region: 159-1631 (490 amino acids)
Biological process (GO): aldehyde metabolic process
Cellular component (GO): cytoplasm
Molecular function (GO): aldehyde dehydrogenase (NAD+) activity
Source: RefSeq, a predicted model, not a curated record
CUGGGCUAACUCCCUCCUACCACAAUAACUGGUGUGAUGGCACAAUGGAAAGAGCCAUUUUUUACUUUGUGCAAAAAGCCUAAAACAUUCUCCACAACAGUUAUAAAUACUGAGUGCAUGAGAGAGGUUAAGCAGCAACACAAAGCGCCAUAGAGACCAUGGAUACUUUGGGGAGAGACCUUAAGAACAUGAGGGAGUAUUAUGAGAGUGGAAAGACAAAAGAAGCUUCUUGGAGAGAAUCCCAGCUCAAAGGGUUGCGUCGUUUCCUCAUAGAAAAAGAGGAAGGUAUCUUGAACGCCCUCAUGCAAGAUUUAGGAAAACACCAAAUUGAAGCUUUUAGAGACGAGAUAGGGACACUGAUGAAGUCCUUAAAUUUCGCAUUGAAGUUUCUGAAAGAUUGGAUGUCAGGCAAAAAGGCUAAAUUGCCACAACUAGCAUUGCUUACUAGCGCAGAAAUUGUUCCCGAGCCUCUGGGUCUUGUCCUCAUUAUUUCUUCUUGGAAUUUCCCCUUUGGACUUUCCUUGGAGCCUCUAAUAGGAGCAGUAGCUGCCGGAAACGCAGCAAUCUUAAAGCCUUCAGAGUUGUCUCCUGCAUGUUCUUCUCUAAUUGCCACUGGCCUCGCAAGUUAUUUGGACACUAAAGCCAUUAAGGUUAUUCAAGGAGGACCACGUGAGUGUGAGCAACUACUACAGCAAAGAUGGGAUAAAAUCUUCUUUACAGGAAAUGCACGUGUGGGGCGGAUUGUGAUGUCUGCUGCUGCAAAACAUCUUACUCCUAUUACUCUGGAGUUGGGUGGAAAAUGCCCUGCAGUUGUUGAUUCCCUUUCAUCUUCUUGGGAUAUUGAGGUUGCUGUGAAGCGGAUUAUGGUGGGGAAAUAUGGGACUUGUGCUGGUCAAGCAUGCAUAGCUGUCGACUAUGUCCUUGUGGAAAAUGGAUACUGUUCCACAGUGGUAAAAUUGAUGAAAGCCUGGAUCAAGAAAAUGUUUGGAGAGAAUCCAAAACAUUCCAACACUAUUGCGAAGAUAGUUAAUAAACAACACUUCUUAAGAUUGAAGAAUCUUCUUGCUGAUCGAGAUGUCAAAGAAUCUGUAGUUUAUGGUGGCUCAACGGACGAAGAAAACUUAUUUAUUGAGCCAACGAUCUUGGUGAAUCCCCCACUUGAAGCAGCAGUCAUGGAAGACGAAAUAUUUGGUCCAUUGCUCCCAAUUAUAACUCUGGAGAAGAUUGAGGACAGUAUUAAAUUCAUAAGCUCUAGGCCUAAGCCUCUUGCCCUUUAUGUUUUCACCAAAAACAAAACUCUGCAGAGAAGAAUGGUAUCUGAAACAUCAUCUGGCAGCUUGACUUUCAACGAUGCAAUUCUACAAUAUGCAGCAGAUUCUCUCCCAUUUGGAGGAGUUGGUGAAAGUGGUUUUGGCAUGUACCAUGGGAAGUUCUCCUUUGACACAUUCAGCCACCAGAAAGCGAUUGUCAGAAGAAGUUUCCUCACUGAUUUUUGGUAUAGGUAUCCUCCAUGGACACUCAAUAAGUUUCAACUACUUGAGGUCUCUUACAACCUUGAUUAUCUUGGGUUGCUCCUUGUCCUGCUAGGCUUAAAGAGACCUUCAAAACGCAGAUCUUAUUUUGCUAGCUAGUGACUUGACAAUAUUUAAUUAUAGUGUUUUCUUAUUUUGAAAAAAAAAAAGCUUGUUAAGAGUGCAUCCCAUAAGAAUAGGUCUAUACAUAUAUCUGCAAGUGAUCGGUAUUUAUAGGUUUGUGUAUUCAAUUCCUACUACAUAGGUUGAUUUAUUAUUAUCCUGAUGCUUGUUCAAUGUUAUAGUUUUUGUAAGAAUUACUCAAGUGGUGCUCUAUCACUGAUUUGUAGUACUUAUAUUAGCCCAAACAAAAUUUUAUUCUUCAAA